Molecule: messenger RNA, 8363 nt
Organism: Xyrichtys novacula (pearly razorfish)
Lineage: Eukaryota; Metazoa; Chordata; Actinopteri; Labriformes; Labridae
Source: the annotation of a GenBank genome assembly
UAGAGUGGCAUUUUGGUUGAGUGUGUGGCUCUCUGUAUUGCUAUCGUGCGGUCGUUACUAAGGUUGGUUUAAUUAGAGAAGCAAGCGGUCAGCAACAUUCAUCUCUCGAGGGGGUGUCUAACUUGGUGUUGCGGUGUGUUUGACCCUAAAUUAGUUUUACGCCGGAAUAUCCCUUUAAAGCCAGUGAGAUUCAAACACAAAAUCACUUAAAAACCUUUAAGGUAUUGGACUGGGCUUGUUUUGUUGUAUGUGUUAAAAAAGGGUGAUCAAGUGGAAGUGUUUUUUAUUUACGUCCACACUGUAACAGUAGGGGGCGGUAAAGCUGCCCUCGGUAAAAAGGAUCAAAGAAAAGAAGAAGAAGAAGACUUGUAAGGGGCGGGGUUUUGUUGGAGGCAAACUCUUACAGAGGUUCAGCGUCUGUGGCAUUAAAAAUUACGAAAUCGCAUUAAAAAAAUUGAUCGCAUAUACCCGCGUAAAGGACAGAAACACCGAGGAGAGGUAAACACACAAGCACGUCGAAAAUACCGACCUCAGAGUGAGGGCGAUAGCCAGCUUGUUAGCUGUUUGUAGCAAUGCUAUUGAAGUUAGCCUUUCUGUGCUGAACUAGCGCUAGACUUUAAACGCAAUUGAUGGCAUGAAACAUUUCCUUUCUCCCACUCCCAUUUCUCUAAUAGCAUGUCUGCAUUGUCGUUUCCCCUCGUGAAACUCAGUGGAUUGAUUUAACUGAUGGUGUGGUAGACUUUUGCUUGCUGAACAGCUAACUCUAGUCUAUUGUAGUUCCAGAUGGCUCGCUUUUCUCUUUGCUUUUCUAAUCUUUCCUCCAUGUUGUUCUGACUACUGCAUUCAUCCGUAAUGUUGACAGCUGAAUAGCUAAUGAAACCCUACAAUGAGGAGUGUCAUAGUAGUAAUGUCUGUGAAGCUUACAUGUUGCUAAUGUUAAAGCUAGAAACUGAAGACAGUAGUUAGCCAUGAUUUAUGACCCCUGGUAGAAAAAAAAACAACCCUCUGUACCUUCUCUAAACAAACCCUGAGUUGGUUUUCUUAUACACAAUUUUAAUCUCUAGAGAUAUAACUUUCACUGCCUGGAUUGAGCGCUAUGUCUAGGGCUGGGCGAUAUGAACCAAAAGUCGUAUCCCGAUAUAUUUAGGCUGAAUGUGGAUAUGCGAUAUAUAUCCCGAUUUAUAUAGGCUGAAUAUCGAUGUACGAUAUAUAUCCUGAUAUUGUUUUCGCAAAGUGAGAACAAAUGUUUAGUCAAAGCAAAAUAUGAUGUGUCACACAAGUAGUUCUAUUAAAAUGGCCAGAUGAGAUUAUGCUCAGAUGUUUAAACAAUAAUAAAAUGUAAACAUAAAUACUGUCUAACCACAGGAGUACCCUUUUUUUUUUUUAAAUUGGAGCUUCAUAAGGUGCACAUUUAAAUAAAAAUUAUAUCUUAAAUAAAAAAAAAACAAACAGGCCAAUCUUUUUCUGAAAUAAAUAUAUUUAUCUAAGAAAAGCAUCAACAUUUUGACAACCACAAAUUGCCUAUUAAAAUCAAAUUGCAGAUUUUCUCCUCCUCUCUAACAAAUCCACAGAUGCAAACAACGAACACUACAAAAGAAUUAAAUAUGAAAAACCCCUAGUGAGGGCAGCAUUUACAUGUAUAAAGACAGAACAGAAUAAAGUGCUCAGUUUAAGAAAAUUGUUUUUAAACAUCAUUUUGAGAUUACCUAUCUGUCUCUCUUAUCUUCUCUAACCAGUUGCACAAGACUGUGAACAGACUAUGAACUCAGUAAACAUUUCCCCUCUUUCUUUUUUAACUUUGAGAAACAGUUAGUGCUGUCUUGAGGUAGACAUUUGAGGACAGACAAGUCUAUCCUUCUUUGUUUAAAGAUUUUGUGUGAGAAACACCAGCCUGCAACAACAGCAUCUGGUAUCUGUAUAUCGAUAUAUGCGAUAUGGUCCAAUUCCAUAUCUUAUUUAAAAAUAUAUCCAUAUGUUUCUUAUAUCAAUAUAUUGUCCAGUCCUACUAGUCACAAAACGUAUUAUGGCAAUAUCCAGAAAUGAAUUUUAGUAUGUAGUAAACAACAUGAUGUGCACCAUUACUGAUCAUACUUGGCUCCUGUGUUCUUCACAGAAAACAUGGAUACAGGGGAAGACCAAAAUACAAACACCAACAAUGGAAACCCUCAGACCACUGCGAACUCUCGUGCACCCCAAAUAGCCCACAUGUCUCUCUAUGAAAGACAAGCUGUACAGGUGUGUAUAAACAUCAUAGACCAUGACAUUGAUCAUGUUUAUUUGGAAACUUUUGGACUGUCUUCAAAGUAUGUGUCAAAUGAGUUUGUGUUUGUGUACGGUUGUUUUUUGUAGGCUCUUCAAGCACUGCAAAGACAACCGAAUGCAGCUCAGUACUUCCAGCAGCUGAUGCUGCAGCAGCAGAUAAGCAGUGCCCAACUUCACAACUUGGCUGCUGUACAACAGGUAACAAGGCUUGAGACUUGGAAAGUGUGGUUGUCAUAAUGUGAGUGGACAUGUUGCAAACCAUCCCUUUGCUUUCUCCGCUAAAACCAGGCCACCCUUGCAGCUAGUCGCCAAUCUAACACCCCCAGUAACAGUAUUUCCCAGGCAACCACCACUGUAAGUUGCAUGCUUAACAUUUAUUGAUAUAUGUAUUGCAUUGCUAGUUUAAAAUCAAAUAAAAUAUGGUAAGUUUUACAAAACUGUUAAAUUUCUUUUGUCUUAGGUCAACCUUAGCACCACAUCCACAGGGGGAACCACAACUAACCCCCGUCCUCAUGUCCCUGCUACCUCUGCAGCAACAACAGCAGCUCUCAACCAGUCUGUGUUGCUGGGUGGGAACUCUGCAGGACAAGGACAGAUGUACCUUAGAGUGAGUUGAAAUUGCUCCAUUAUAUAAGUUUGAGUUGCAGUUGUUAUAAGAAAAACAGAUUUAAAGUUAUAAUACAGUAAUUCCACCUAUAGUAUCUUAGUUAAAGUUUGUAAAGUAGUUAUUCCUCUGCUUCUCAUAACUUGAGCCAUACACUCUAAAUCUUUAGGAGCAUGUAACACAGUACAAAGUACAGAACAGGGAAAAGCUUCUUUUUAAAAAACUAUACUGUAUGAGUCUUUGAAAGUGUUUUUUAAAUAGAGCACUUGUUACACCAACAUUUUUGACAUUUUUAUACUUGUUACAGUUGCCCUCUAGAACUGUCUUCUUUGUCCUCACAGGUGAAUCGCUCUCUCAGGGCCCCUCUUGCCUCUCAGCUCAUCUUCAUGCCCGGUGGAACAGCAACAGCCACUGUAGCAACAGUUGCCCAAACCCAGCCCCAGCAGCAGCAGCAACAGCAACAGCAGCAGCUUGAUGGUGCCAAUGCAAGUGCCCAGUCUGACAACGAUCAGGUUUGUUAACUAUUAUGUGAUUUUUGAGCUACUUCAAAUAACAUAAUACUGAAUACCCAGGGCUUGACACAACCUUUUUUCAACUUAGGAUCACAUGUAAGGAGCACACAAAGAACUUUAGGGGCACAAUGAAAAUUGAUCAAAUAAUGUGCGUCUUAUUGUCCAACCUUAGUACUAUUAUUUGAAUUCUAUUUUAGGUCAACUGGCCACGUGACAUGGAAGCUUUUGAAGGAAAACAGCCUUUUUUGAGACCAUUAAGCGAUAAUUUAUUGUUGGUCCCUUAUUCAACACCUGGCGUUGACAGCGAGGGUGCCGAGUAGAUUUAGCUGCGCUGUUGCUAUUCCCGGUUAGAGUGGAGAGUGAGAAGACACUGGUAAAUCCGCAGUGAAUGUCUGUCGUCCAUAAAACUAACUUCACCGCGGUAUUUACAUGAAAAACGUUUGUUGCCUCGGCUGAUUUUUUUUAAUGUGCCCCUAAAUACAUUUUACAAUUCGCACACAUCUAUUUUUUUGUCGCAAAUCCGAGUGAAACAGUCGCACUGUCGAGCCCUGAUACCACAAUAGUCUACUUAAUGUAAUGGGGGGGCUUUCUUGCAUCACUCGCUACAACUUCUAUUUCUGUUGUUGUUACAGGUGCAGAACUUGGCCCUCCACUGCACUUCUACCCCCAGAGCUGUUUCUGUCAAGUCUGAGCAUCCAGAGAGGAAAGAUGUCGCCAACUUUCCUCUCAGUCAACAACAGCAGCAGACCUUUGCCCAGGCGGGUCACCAGCAGCAAGUGCAACCACAGCAGCAGCAACAAAUGGCCAAAGGCAACUUUCCUCAGCAAUCCAACACUAUGGCUGUAAAGACUGGAAACCAGGCUGCAAUGACUGUUACUCCAGCUGCUUCUGUGGCUCCUUCCUCUAAUUCCUCUCAAGCACUCCCUCUCUCCCAACUCCUGUUGUCCUCCUCUGCUGCCCCUGUGAUCCUGGUGCCCACCUCGAAUGUCUCAACCACCACCCAAGGCUACCCAAUUGGUUCGGUGACCCCUAAAGCCAACAUGAACACUCAGACUCUUGUGGUUCAGCCCCUUCAGCAAGCUAGCACUACCACAGACAAAGGUCCUGUGCCAAUCCAGCCCAAGACAGCUCAGGGACACCGCUUACCUGUGCAGCUGCCUCCUCGACACCCGCCUCCUAUCCUCCCAGCACCGCCGAACAACAGUCAGGCCGCAGCCGGGGGGCACAAUUCUCCUCACAUCCCUGUGCAGCUUGUGGGGGCGAGGCAGGGAUUAGCUGGGAAUGCACAGGUUGUAGCUCUGGCACAGGCGCGAAGCAAUACAGCUCAGGAGGGUACAGCUGGAGGAAAUGUGAACACAGUUUCCAACAACAGUGCUAUGGUAAGAUUUCUGAGACUCCUUUGUUUUAAUGUAGAUGAUAGUCAGUGUUGUGGGAGCUGUAACAGUUUCCUCUGCUCCCCUCAGAUAAAGCCUGCCAUCGGCUCGCUGAAAAGGAAAUCUGACUGUGAUGCUUCAAAUGAGAUAGCUAUCGAAUCCUCAGACUCCACACCCAUGAAGGACUCUGCUCCUCCCUUAUCUCCUGCCCCUACAAAGGACUCAGGUAUGCCAGUUUGCCCCCUUCAAAUCAAGCAUCAAUUGAAAUUUGUUCAAAAUCAACUCAGUAUCUGUCAUAAAUAACUCUUUAAAGUCUAGCCCUCUAGUUUGAACCCCUUGAUUUUCCCUGUUGAUACUCACUAGUUCCUCCUGCAGCAGCUGCCUUCUCAUCUCCUCCCACCUUGUCCCUGCCUCUGCCCCUCUCAAGAGGUGGGCAUGGGGACAAAGACAGAGCACCGGUUCCACAGGCGGUGGUCAAACCUCAAGUUCUCACCCACCUCAUCGAAGGUUUUGUCAUUCAAGAGGGAGCUGAGCCCUUCCCCGUAUGUGUGACAUGUUUUCACAACAUAAAUAAUUUAACUUCACUUUGCUUUGCGUGUCCCUGUGUGUAAAAGUUCCUCACACUCGGCUUGUAUUUGAUGUGACAGGUUGCUGGACUCCUUAAAGACAGAGACUUCGCCCUGGUCGGCCGCUCAGAAAAUGGAACUCCAUGUAAGUGCUGAGAUAACUUUGAUUUUUAAUGAGCAUGUUCACGCUUCCGACAUAUUUAACACAUUUUUUUAAUUUCCUAUUCUCUUUAGUGUUAAAGUGCGAAUACUGUGCAAGCCUCGCCCCCGCCAGCCAGUUCAGAGGAUCAAAAAGAUUCUGUUCAAAUACUUGUGCGAAGAGGUAAGGUUGACUCUGGCUUCAUGUUUGUUCCUUGUUGUACUUCGUGUACUUUUGAAAAAUUGCAUUGAUAAGUACCAAAGUUAUGGAGCGUUUCCAGAAAAAGUUAUCAACUGUCGGCUACAAGGUGUUUAUUGUCAAAUCAACUCCGUACAGAGACCACUCAGUGUCGUGUAGUUGCCUCCAAAACAUGUAAACUCUAAAGCCGAGAACAUACAGGAUCCGUAUUGAGUGCGUUACGUAUUUGCUCCAUAGAGCAGCGUUGGGUAUCACAUACAGGAUGCGUAUUUGGAGCGUGGCAGCAGCAUAGUCCAGCCCCGGUCAGCUGGGCUCAGUAUAGAACAACAUGCUCACAACAGGCUGUUUUGCCUUUCUGUGGUCGAUUUCCUGCUAAUUUGGAAAUAAUUCAGUGACCGUUGAGCCGUGUGUUACUUAGAAAUCCAUAACCAGGAAGUACUUCCUAUCUACACAAACUGAUACACAGUCAGGAGUUUGCAUAUGGUGAUUUAUUUUGAAAUACUGAAUUGCAUGCACGGUUUUCGUGCUUGACUCCCUGUCUGGAACGAUCUCUGUGGAUUGAUGCACAUUGGAAGUGUAGAGCAGCAAAAAUAGACUCGCUGCGUAUCUUUAGCAGUGCUGCGACAGAGCUGAUACACAUCCUGUAUGGCAACCUAUUUGCUGCGUGAUACGCCACGCUGCUGCCACACUCCAAAUACACAUCCUGUAUGUUUUAGCCGUAAGUGUUGACUACUUUUGUUUAUGGAAUAUAUAGAUGUUAAACACUAAUGUGUGAUAUUUAAGUCACUUGUCAAUAAAGUGUUGUGCAAUGAUGAAGCUCCAGCUUUUUCCACUGUUGUGAGCACGCUGACAAAACUUAAAUGCACUCAAACACGACUGAAAGUUAGAUUUAUUAUAUUUCUCAGACAUGAAACAUGGGUGCAGAUCAUGUGACUCCACUGCUCCACUGGUUUCCGAAUUACUCUGAAUUGUCUUCCUGUGUGAUGAUUUUGCUCCUGGUCCCACAGGUAUAAUGUUAGCUGCAGCCAACACUUUAAGACGAGCAGAGGAAGAAGUGGUGGAGCUGUGGUACCACCACCAACCCCCUCUGAGAGUGCUGCUAGGAGAAGGACACCGUCUCGUAGGAGCAGCUCUAACAUGACCUGUAAUAAGAUGUCAAGCAGGCAUUUACCCGUUAAGGUAAGAUCUGGGGUGUAAAGGUUAAAUCUAGUAAAGAUAUGUUCAUCAGGUUUUCCUUUUUGAGUAUUUUCUUAAGUCCUGAGAGUCUCAGUUAUUUAAAAAUGUCAUUAGAGGCUUUUUUCAAUUAAAUAUGCUUUUAAUGAGAAUGAAUUGUGUCAGAGAGAGUUGUAAAGACUUAAAACACUCAGGUUUAGGCUAACAUCUUGGCUGAUUUGAGGAAAAUUUCUAUCUUGAGCUUUAUGUUUACGUAGUUGCCAUAUCAACAAAUGCAUCUCAGUUUCUUAAUUCUUGUCAUUGACAAUGUUAUUUUUAAAUUAACCACUCUCUCUUUAUGGCAUAGUGUCAUUCUGAGUCGAGCCGCUCCGAUGAUGUGUCCACUGAUGGAGAAGAGGAUGAAGAUGAGGAUGAGUCUCCUUCACUGUCCCCAAGCUCCUCUCACUCCUGCUCAAGAGCCGGACACAGCGCCCCUCCCUCUGACAGCUCUGCUCCUGGAGGUCUGCCACUAGAGGGUGCUAACUUUCUCUCCUCGACUCCUGCUCAGUGGAGUGUGCAAGAAGUCUGCAGGUUUAUCUCUUCACUUCAAGGUCAGUGAUUUAUCAACAGUUUCUAAACUCUAUGCCUCCCCUGAUUUCUAUUUCACACUAAAUCUAUCCUUUGUGUUCCCACAGGCUGUGAAGAGCUGGCGGCUCAGUUCCUGUCGCAGGAAAUUGAUGGGCAGGCUCUGCUGCUCCUGCGAGAGGAUCAUCUCAUCUCCACCAUGAACAUCAAACUGGGACCUGCUCUAAAGAUCUGCGCCUCCAUCAACUCGCUGCGUGAGUGAUGCAGCCAGAGGGGGAGCGAAGUGUGAACACCUGUUACAGCGAAGUUUAAAAGACUAAGAUUUCGGGGGACAUCAGGUUUAACAGUUUACCUUCUGGACAGUGAAUGUGCAAAAAAGAAAAAAACAUGUAUGUAUACUUUUAUAUUUGAGUUGUAUCCAUGUCAGUAGUGUUUUAGUUUUUUUAUCCGUUACUGUGAGUAGUGAGAAACCUUUUGUAUGUAUCCUAUUGUGAAACUGUGCAAACCUGCAAGUGUGCAGUAAUGGGUGCUAUCUAGGAUAUUAUCGAGGACAAUUCACCUGUUGAGACAAAGAAACAGAAAUGCCUUCUUGCUGGAUUUCAAAAUGGUGCUUUAACUCUGGUUUUAAGUUUUCAUAGUCAGACUCCCUUUAGACAUUCUAGUGUUGUAGUAGUAAUGUGUUAUUUUACCGUAGAUGUUUAACCAAGGCUUCAAUCACACCAAGCAAAGGACACUCAGAAAGCCUGGCGUUUUAUUUAGCGCAUUUUACCAGUCAAAAGUUUAGUUUUGUAUCUUUUCCAUUUUGUACUACAAUCAAAGUUAUUUUUUCAUGGAUGAGAUAUAGUUUUAGUAGCUUUAACCAACUUAACUACCUGAAAAUAGGUAUGUCACUUGGUUUGCUCUAUCGAGGGCUGAAUGGAAGUGCUCUGUGUACGUAUGCAGUACUACCAAUAAACAAUACCUGCUAAAGGA